Paramecium sonneborni is the source of this 2252-nucleotide messenger RNA. NCBI's taxonomy places the organism in Eukaryota, Ciliophora, Oligohymenophorea, Peniculida, Parameciidae. The record is from the annotation of a GenBank genome assembly.
AUAUAAUGAACUAAAUAAAAGAUAUCUAUCCACUUAUUGAAUAAGAAGAAGUUCUUUAUAGUAUGAGAAAACAAAAACUCAUUUAAGAAGCUAACAAAUUACUUAAUUCAAAUGAAAAUGAUAAUCUACAUGAUUCCAUUAAAGGUAGCAUUGCUAAAGUAUCAAACUUAAGACAAGAUGCCAUUCUUAUGGAUAAUCAAGUACAUCAAAUUCAAUAGAAUGCUCACACUACAAUUAAGAGUUUUGAGGCACUUAAGUAAGAAUUUCAAGUAUGGCAAGAAAUCAAAAGAAAAAUGUUGAAUUGUUACUUAAUACAUUAAAUUGUUUUCUAGAAUUGAGUAGAAUCAAGAAUCAAUUACCAAUUGCUAUUGAAUAAUAGGAUAUUGCUUCUUGUAUUAAAUUUGGUCAAGUCUAUUAUGAAAUACUUCCAAAUUUAUUGAAAGAAUUUUGUCAAGCAGAUUAUCAAUUCGUUGAAAAUAUUAUCAUGAAUUAAUUGAUACCAUUUCAAAAAUAAUAAUUUGAAUUAGCAGUCAAAAAUAAUGAACUUGAAAAAAUUAAUUUAUGUUCAGGUUUGGCAAGAGUGUUACAUUUAGAAUAAUCUUUGGAUAAAGUUAAAAAUAUUUAUGGAGAAGAAUUGCUUAAAGAUCUUAGACUCUUAGAAUAAAAUGAAUAACAAAAUUUGCCUUUAUCAUUUUCAGAUAUCAAUAAUAAGUAUCAUUAUCCAUUUUUGAAUUACUUUGUUGGCAUUUUAGAAUUAAUAAAGCCAGAGAAAUUCUCUAAGAAUGUUCAACAAUAUUAUGGAGUAGAAGGUGUUUUAGAAUUGAUUGAUUAUCUUGUAUCAAAAGUUUCACAUCCUUACCUAUUAGGUGUUUUAAAACAAUUAAAUACUUUUUUCGAAAUUGAAAAAAUGGUUAAGAAUGCAAAAGCUGUGUAGAGUUAUGAAAAUUAAUUAUUGUAGUCUAUCUCUAAAAAGAUUAAUUUGGAUUAGAAAUAAUUAGAGAAGGUUUCUUACUAUUGUGAUGAGAUUUCUGCUAUAUCUAGUGAAUAUUAGGGAUUUCUAUAGCAUCUUAAAUAAACAGCAGAAUUAGAAAAGGACAUCACAAAUUUAGCCAUUGGAGAAAUCAUUACAGAAUACUUAGGUAAAUAUCUUGAGUUCUCUUAAAUUGAACUUCAAUAAUAAAUUGUCUUUUUUGUAUAGAAAUCAGAACCUCUUAAGGAUUUAUGGAAUUUUGAUAAGGCAAAAUUUACAAAAUUAUUAGAGUGUUAAAAUGUACUUUUAAGUCAUGGGUAUCAUGAAUGGUUAGAAGAAAUAUUCUAUUUGAUAAAAUAAUAAAUUUAGAGAGCAAUUUCAACUGAAAAUUAAAUUAUUGCAAGUGCUUUAAUAAAUUUUAUUGGAUUCUAAGUUAUAUCUGAUGAUUUACAUCAAAUUACACUACAAUUAUUUCAUCGAUAUUUAAAGAAAGAAUACUUUUCAUCAUCAGCCAUAGGUAUAGCAUAAGAGUAGACAGUAAAUAAUUCAUUCAUAAUUCUAUUGUUCAAUAUUUUAAGCAAUAUUCCUAUGUAUUUAAAAACACUUAAAUCUUAAAUCUAUAGUGAAUUACCUAAAGGUCCAUAAUCUUAAAUGAUAGUUGGUGCUGUAGAGGAAAUGAUUGAAGUUAAUACAAAAAAGUUUUAGAAAUUAAUGGAAGAGAAAUUAAAAGUAUUGGCAGAAAAUUUGAGAAAUACAGUUAAAGAAGUAUUUGAAGAAAUUAAAUAACUACAUUUUGAUUAGAAAGAUGUUGUAAUGUUAGAGUAAGAAAGAGAGUAUUAAAAGUAUUUCUCAAAUUAAAUGAAAAAUGCUUUUAAAGGUUUAAAUUAAUGGAAGACUUAAUUUACGUAAGAAAAUUAUGAUUAAAUGACAUUACAUUUAUGUCAUUGUAUUUCAAAAUAAUUAGAAUAAAUUAUAAUGAAUAAGAAAUUCCAUCAAACAGGAGCUGUAAUCCUAGAGAAGGAAGUCAGAACAAGUAUCAAUUAUUUAAUAAUGUUAAAAUUUAUUAUUUAUUUAUAGGAUGACUAACCCAAAUAAUAAGUAAGCAUUCACCAGAUUACAAUUAAUCUGUAGCACCUUACUUUUGGAAUCAUUUAAGGAGAUGGAAGAAUUUCUAAGUAGUAGUGCAAUCUCUGAAUUAUCAUCAAAUGAAAUUAAGAAGAUUAGUCAAUUAAGAAUAGAUUUGUAGUGACAUAUGAAAAAAUAAUUUAUUGUUUAAAAAAAG